AUUUGAACUGCUUAGCUGUGCUUGCUGUAUUGAUUUUGCCAUCGCGUUGUUCGUUUUUGUUCUAAAGUCCCGAUGCGACUCAGCCCUGGCCCAAGCUGGACCGUCCUCUCAGAGCCUCCAAACACAUCCCCUGCACCAACACCAUCAUCUGACCCUGCCAGUGAUCUCGCUGACGACGAAGAGGAUAACUUGCACACACCCCCAGGGAAGAGGAAGGCUAUUGAGAGCCCUGUCUCUGUUCAGAGGCCUCGGAAGGUUGCCCGUUUCGAUGAUGAUGAUCAGCCCGAGAAAUCCGCUCAGGUAUCACAGUCUGACGAAAGAACGAACGGUGCUGCUUUUAGUAGUCUAACACAACCUCCUAAAAUCGCCAAAAUAUCCCGUUCUUUUCUAUCCCAACCUACGCGGGCAUCGCCCGUGCGUCCUGAGACAGCCAAGGACCGCGCGUCAAGCGGGCGGUCAAGCUCAUCGCUGAGUGAUCAUAUAUCAACCAUAAUCCAGAAGCAGAAUGCGCGGCUCAAACGCGUAGAAACGGCUCGCAAAACGGCUCGCAAGACUACAGGAAGUCUCAGGGUAUCCACUUCAGAUCUGAUUCGUGCUGUUCAGAAGCCCAGCAGCGGUUCUGAACCUUCUUCCGCUGCUACUCGCGUGCGAAGAGUUUCCGUUAGAAAGUUUCCGCGCGGUCGUCCGCCUCCCAGUAAAGACGUCAUUGAGCUCACUGAUUCUUCGGGUUCUACUAGACGAAGAAGGGUCCGCGACAAUCCCAUUGUUAUUUCGAGCUCAGAUGCAGACACUCCACCGAGGCAGACCCAACUUUCACAAACGCCAAAUUCCCGCAAAACAUGCCCUAAACGUGCACCUCCUCCUGACGCUGAAGUUAUUUGCAUAUCGGACAGUGAUAACGACAAUGUCCCUGCUCCCCCACCAGCCACCGUUGUCCUUCCCAUUGAGGAGCCCAGUCUUCCUUUGCCUUCGCCGCCUCCGAUAGUCCCGGAAUCAGAAAAUGAACCAAUGCUCGAUUUCGAACUUCAGGCUCCAGAAGACUCGUUCUAUGAACCGAUGGAGCCCGAAUCCAACUUCGACGAAGAAUUGGCAAGAUCAGAACUGCAGCGUCAAACAGAGGAGUUGUUUUCGUACAUUGAUUUGGACCCCCCAGAACAAGAUAACGUUGACCAAAUUGCUAGUCUGAUUGCCCAGAAUGGCUAUAAUGCUGCUCAGGACCCAGCACCUCGCAUGCCCACUGAUUCCACCCCUCCAUCCUCAGAGCAAGCAACCGAGACUUCCCUGAAUGACAUUGUUCCAGUCGAGAUAACUUCUCAACUCAAUGCAGCCGAUACUCCUCAUUUAGAGUUAUCAUCACCCUCCAACACUUCAACGGUUGCUCCAGAAGUUCCGUCCGAGACAUAUGCCACUGCGGCCACCAUCACUAAACCCUCGAUAACAUGGAAAUAUACCCCUCCCAGCACCAACCCGUUCUUUGCUAGGGCGCUUGCUUUCAAUGCAAAGGCGUUGAAAAAACCUCUGCCAUUGGUUACACGGAUAUCUAGUGAACCGACCGCAUCCGCUUCUCCCGCUGCUCCAGUUGCUGCACCAGCUGCUGUCGGAUUGUCCACAACAAGCGUCCCGCUCAAACCAUCGGUGGACGAGCAGGUCUCUGGCGCAUCCGCGGCGAGCAGCAAUCCAUCACCCUCAUUUGUUCGCUCACCGCCUCAUGACGAUGAUAGGAGUGUUUCGCCAAGUCCUGCAGAUAAGGUCCCUAUCUCCACGUCGGACAUGCUAACACCCCCACCGACGGCGCUUCCCUCCUCCGUCCCCCUCCCCGUCCCACCACGCGUGCAGAGGCCCGUUAAGCUCUCGCUUACCGAGUUAAUCAACAAGAGACGAGAGGAGCACUUCAGGCCGUUUCCUUUUAGCGACUAUAUCGACCUCACUGACAAUGUAUCAUCUUCGAGCGGUGGUAGUCAAGCGCCCAAUGCAUCUAUGUCAAACCCUCCGGAAUCUGCGCAAUCCCCACAUAUGACAUCCAGCAAUGCGUCUUCAUCACCUGCCCCAGUUUCUACCAGCCAGCCAGCGCCGACUGUUCAGACUCGUACGCCGAGCAUACAGGAAAUCCGCGAUCUAAUGCGUCAGCGUCCAUCCAGCAGUAAACUCAGCAUCUCUUCAGCAGCCAGCAACCCAAGCACAUCGUCUGCCGCAUCCGCCAGCAGCGCCCUCGUUCCCAACACCUCUCCCCCUCGUUCCAUCACAUCCAAUUCAACAUCAUCCAGCAACCAAAGCGGCUCGAAAUCCAGUUCGCGCAGGAAGAACCGCUCGAUGGGCAUGGCGAGCAUUGAGAUGUUCAUUUCGCCCAUUUCAGACGCGUCGCAGCCUACACCGACGAAGAAGGCGACGCCACAGAGCAUGAAGAGAACCUCGUGUAAUGCGGAUGUGUUUAGGCGCAUUAUUACGCCUGCAUCGGAGAUGCCGGUGCGCGGUCACUCGUUGUCUCCUUCUGAGGGUCGGAGAACCAGGCGUGUUGUUCGGCCACCAAGUACGCAGGGUUCCGUUGCUGAUGCUGGUGCCGAUGAUAUUGCUGCUUGGGUUGAGAUGCCCUCGCCUUCUGCGCAACUUCGUGAUCAGCAUCGUACACCACCUGAACCACUCCAGGAGUUCGGAGUUACGUCGCCCAUAUCACCGUUUGCUAUUCCUGUGGAGGAAGAGGCAGAAGUCCAGACAACGACAACGGGAGCUGAAUCACGACACGCUCACGAGGACGCCUCUCCCCUAGAUGAUGUGAUAAACGACAUGGUUCGAUCGGAAGGCUUGCAAGGUGUCACCGAGAGCAUUGGAUCGCUAGAUUUGCAUGAAUACAGACGAUCCCCCGAAGUAGAGAUCAAUGUCGAUCAGGUGGGCGUUUCACCUUUGGAGAAUAUAUGUGAAGUCGGGUACCUUGAAGACGUCCCGGUGUCCGCCGAAUUGAUGGAACACGAGGCGUUGGAGUCACUGGAGAUGAUGGCAGAUGACGUUUCGGCUGGGAGCGUAGAGCAAUCUCCGGUUUCUGUUGAAGAGCUCCGCGAUGUCGACGAAGAGCACGGUGCUUCGGAUAUGAGAAGAACACGGACAUUGGCAGAGCCCGCGAGGGCAAGGUCUGUGUCGAUGGGUGUGUCGGGAGAUAGCGACCAAGAUUGCUUUGCGGUGCAAAUGCAAUUGGAGGCUUCAGAUGGAGAGGUUCGUUCGUGGCGGAUCGUCUACGUGCAGCCGGACGAUAUCUUCGCAGACUUCUCCAAGACGGCUUUCCCGGUCUCCCGUGUCUGCUGGUUCGUUGGGCGUUGUUGGUCCGGUAGAUGGAGAUGAUGCUGCGUCCGUAAAGCAGCUCGAAGACGGGGUCGAAUAUUAUAUGGGUGAAUAUCCUGUCGUGACGUGGAAUUCGUAUUCGCAU
Molecule: messenger RNA, 3415 nt
Organism: Suillus clintonianus
Lineage: Eukaryota; Fungi; Basidiomycota; Agaricomycetes; Boletales; Suillaceae
Exons: 7
Coding region: 73-3330 (1085 amino acids)
Source: RefSeq, a predicted model, not a curated record